AUGGCCCCCUCUAGUGAUGUCGGAUACAUGAUGUCGGAUGCUUUGUCUCGAGUUGGAACAACCCCUCGGCAGACUGCAUUUCCAAGCUCUUCCGGGGCGAGGCCACGAGCCCCUCCAUCGGAAUCUAACGCCGGAGCUCCUAGCGAUGAUGAAGGCGACGGGUUUGCGGAUGAUCAAGUUCCGAACAAGUCGCGUCGUGCUGGGGCCACGGAUAUCCCUCGGGUUGAGGAUAAAUUAGGACUAACAGUUCAAGAGAGCUUUGAAGAUUUCAUUGAAAAGUUCAUCGAAGACUCUGGAUCGAGUGUCGCACCGGUAUCAAGCGCUCUCACGACAGAUAAAUAUUAUGUUGCCCAGAUCAACAACAUGCGCGCAUAUCAACUCUCUACCUUUUACGUCGACUUUAAGCAUCUUCUCUCGUACCAGAACGGUGGUCUUGCUGAUGGCAUAAUAAAUCAAUAUUACCGGUUCUCUCCUUUCCUCACCGUGGGGCUCCAUAAUAUGAUCGCGAAACACGAACCCCAAUACUUUCGGGAGCACCGACAGCCCACUGCUUCAAGCCAUAUGGCAGGUUCAGCCCUCAGCACUACGGGAUCCGUGGAGUACGUUCGUCGACUGGCAAAAGUUCGUAUCCAGGAAAACAGCUCGGAAAUUCCUACGGGUAGUAUGCCACGCACCAUGGACGUGAUCCUUCGUGGCGAAAUGGUCGACAGGGCAAAAGCUGGUGAAAAAUGCGUUUUCACGGGUGCUCUCAUCGUCGUACCUGAUGUGAGCCAACUGGGUCUUCCAGGUGUUCGACCUACUGCUACCCUGGGCGUCCGCGACCUUACGUACCGCCUUGCUUUCUUGGCCUGCAUGGUCACUCCUGAUGUUGGCAACGCUUCCGCGACUAUGGGCAAGGGCUCCGUUGCAGACGUUAUCAGUGCACUGACCCAGAAUUCGUCGAGUGAAGCCGAAUCUGUCGAGGAGGCCCAAGCUGCUGUGCUUGCCUCUAUGAACCCGUCUGAGAUUGAGGAGUUACGACAGAUGGUUCACAGCGACCAUAUUUACUCACGGCUUGUUCACUCUAUUGCACCAAUGGUCUACGGCCACGAAAUUGUCAAGAAGGGCAUUCUUCUCCAGCUAAUGUCUGGCGUAGGCAAGUCUACAGCGGAGGGCAUGCAGCUCCGUGGCGACAUCAACAUUUGUAUCGUUGGCGACCCCUCUACGUCGAAAUCACAGUUCUUAAAGUAUGUCUGCUCUUUUGCCCCGAGAGCGGUCUAUACUAGUGGCAAGGCAUCCUCGGCCGCUGGUCUCACAGCUGCGGUUGUCAAGGACGAGGAAACUGGCGAAUUUACAAUCGAAGCAGGUGCACUUAUGUUGGCGGAUAAUGGUGUUUGCGCGAUUGAUGAAUUUGACAAGAUGGACGUCGCCGACCAAGUUGCUAUUCACGAGGCUAUGGAGCAACAGACAAUUUCAAUCGCAAAGGCUGGCAUCCAGGCAACGCUAAAUGCGAGGACAAGUAUCCUUGCUGCUGCUAACCCUGUAGGAGGCCGGUAUAACCGCAAAUUAAACUUGCGGUCCAAUAUCAAUAUGAGCGCCCCAAUCAUGUCUCGUUUCGACUUGUUCUUCGUCAUCCUCGACGAAUGUAAUGAGCAGAUUGACCGAAGGUUGGCUGACCACAUAGUUGGCAUUCACCAGCUGCGUGACGAGGCCAUUGAACCCGAGUUUAGCACGGAACAAUUGCAACGCUAUAUACGUUUCGCGCGAACUUUUCGACCAGAAUUCACGGAUGAUGCUAAAGAAGUUCUGGUUCAGAGAUAUAAGGAAUUGAGGGCAGAUGAUGCACAGGGUGGUAUUGGCAGAAACUCGUAUCGCAUUACUGUUAGACAGCUCGAGAGUAUGAUUCGAUUAUCGGAGGCUAUCGCCAAGGUGAACUGCGUCGAAGAGAUCAGCACAACCAUGGUCACGGAGGCUUUCAAUCUCCUGCGGCAGAGUAUCAUCUCGGUCGAGCAUGACGACGUGGAGAUGGAUGACGGAGAGGAAAACGAUUCUCUAAGCGAUGCUGAGGCUCUUCGCCGUGCCGCUGAUAGGAUCGCAUCUAAGAACACACAACAUGAACUAGGCGCUCAGCUAAAUGAGGCGGACUCGGAUUCCGACAUGGAGUCAACAUCUCACAUCUCAAAUCGUGCGAGCCAGACUCCAGCUCCGCCCACCCGCGCUAAACAAACGAUUACAUACGAUAAGUACAUCGCGAUGGUCAACGUUUUUGUGCAACGUGUGAAUGAGGACGAAACUGGCACAGGUGAGGGCGUGGAGGGCGACACACUUAUUCAGUGGUACCUGGAGCAGAAGGAGGAUGAACUUGACGGCGAAGACGCAUAUAAUCGAGAACUCGCUUUGGCGAGAAUGGUAUUGAAGAAGAUGGUUAAGGACAAUAUCCUUAUGGCUAUACGUGGCGAUAGCUUGACGGAAGAGGACACAAGAAGCCCGACCCACAGUAGCAAAACCGUAUACGUCCUUCACCCUAACUGCGCUAUCGAAGAAUACUAG
Parascedosporium putredinis is the source of this 2529-nucleotide messenger RNA. Lineage: Eukaryota; Fungi; Ascomycota; Sordariomycetes; Microascales; Microascaceae. The record is from the annotation of a GenBank genome assembly.